Heterobilharzia americana is the source of this 2458-nucleotide messenger RNA. Lineage: Eukaryota; Metazoa; Platyhelminthes; Trematoda; Strigeidida; Schistosomatidae. The record is from the annotation of a GenBank genome assembly.
AUGAUUGAUAAACAAGUAGGAAUCGAGAAGACGCCGAAUAUUUAUGGAAGAGAACAAUCCAUACUAUCGUCGUCGUCAUCAUCAUCAUCGAAUAAUUCUUCAAAUACACAUACAGUUAAGAUUAAUCAACCGAAAUAUAAUGAAACAAGUGAGAAACAUUCUAAAAUUAAGGAUUCUACCAAAGGCUCAACAGUCGAUGAUACAAUGUUGCCUAAAUCACAACAACCUCUGCAAAAUAAUAAUCGUAACAAUACUAAUAAUAAUAAUAAUAAUAAGUAUAACGUGAAUUUACAAUCAGUAUGUUACAAAACCAACUAUCCACUAAACCGUUCCUUAAGUCAAGACUCUUUAUUACUUUAUAUGCAGAGAUUAAAGUUAACAAAUGAUGAAUGUGUAGAAUAUCCACAACUAAGAAGUCAAUUUUGUCAUCUGAAUGGAGUUUGUUCAUGUAUAUCACUUAAGUCAAGAAUUAAUCAAUUCAAUUACAAAUCAUCUCAUCUUAUAUCUUCUUCACCUUGUCUACUCUUAACAACAUCAUCAUCUUCAUCAACAGCAUUGCCAUCAUUACUGCAGCAUAACUUAAAAUAUCAUCGUUCAUUACCUGAUUGUAAGCUGACUAUUAACAAACUUUCUUCUAGUCAAACAGAAAUGAAUGUCAUUCAAAAUAUAUCAACAUCAUUGUUUGGAAGAUAUGAAUACACUGGUCAACAGUCGAAACAUUAUCACCAUCAUCCAGUAUCUAUACUGAAUACUGAUUUGAAUGAAAGUAACAUACAACAGGCUAUCAACUACGGAGUAACAAAUAAAAAUUCAACCGGAGAAACCGAAAAUAAUUUUGAAAUAAUUACUACUGAAGGCUUUCGUUUCUUGGAACACGUGAGCCCAUUAUGGUCACCUAGUAAGUGUUCAUCGCAUCAUCAUAAUCAUCAUCAUCAUCAUUAUCAUCGUCAACCGAAACAGACAAUGAUGAUGAGACCAACAAUCGAUAAAAAUCAGUGUGAAUCAUUAUUCUCACCGAAUUAUUCUACAAUAAAUUCAAGUAUACCAAUUAAAUCGAAUAGUAAUGACAAUAAUCAAGAUAUUGGUAUCGAUGAGAUUGUUGACAUGAACCAAAAUCUUUACAUACCAUCAUCAUCAUCACCGUCAUUCACCCAUAAUAAUAGAUUAUCAUAUAAUAAUAAUAAUAAUAAUAAUAAUAAUAAUAAUAAUAAUAAUGAUAAUAAUAAUAAUAAUAAUGAUCCAGAGGAGCCGGCAUUGAAUGAAAAAAUUCAACUAAGAAAAUAUCCUGGUCGACGUCAAAUUAUUUCACGUCAGUUAUACUUGAGAAAUUCUGUCACCAGCACAACGAUGACAACAACAACAACAACAAGUGAUUUGUAUUCUCGUCAUCAUCAUCAACAUCGUUGUCAUUCAAGAAUUUACUCUUCAUCACAACCUAGAAGAAAUAGUAGCAGUGGUAGUAAUCGAUUUGAUGUAAUGUCAAAUUAUCGUUCAACAUCUUUCUCAGCUUCUUCAUCGCCUCUUUCAUCUGCUGGUACCCGUACAUAUAUGAGUAUUGAAAAUUUAGCCAAUGAAUUACAAUCUCAUAUGAUGGAUAGUUUAAGUGAUAAAGAAUAUCAUGUUCGACGUGUACGUAGUCAACUGAGAAAACAACAACAGAUACCAAUUCAAUUAUUAAUUGAUAAUAUUCCUGUUUCUAAUGAUGUUACAACAAAUUUACCUGUUCCUUGUAUGCUUAAUUCUAUUGAUACAAAUGAUACUAUGAUUAGAACAACUUCGAAUCCACUCCAUGUACCCCAUGAUGAUGAUGAUGAGAAUAAUGCUAUUGGUGGUGGUUGUAAUGGUGAUGAUAUUGAGGAUAAAUCAUUAAAAGUGGUUACACAAAGAUCAAUUGGACAUAAUAAUGCUAAUGCAUUACAUUUGUAUACACCAAAUUCAAUGAUGUUGAUGACAUCAACUUGUACUACUAUAUCAAGUAUAACAGAGGCUGAAGUUGAUCUAAGCGAUGAUGGACCAGAUGCUACAUUCAAUGAAGAAGAAGAUGAAUUUCAUGUUUGGCCAUUAGAUGAUGAAAUGCCUGUUAAGUCUUUAAAUUCACCUGAACAUGAAGAAGGGGAAGAUGAAGAAGUCGUAGUCGUGUCAUUAAAGGAAUAGCACGCGAAUACAGACACACACACACACACGCACACACAUUACUAGAUUUCAUCUCAGCAGUUGUAAGUUCGAACCCGGUCCACUUUAUCAUGAUAUAUUCCACGUUAUCUAUACUCCUAUGACUGAAUGACUAGAAGGUGACAAUUGUUAUCCUCUAUUCUGCUGUACCUCAUAAAGUUGAGCAAUAUCAGGAUAACAAAGGUAAGUUUAAGUGAUUUCGGGAAGAGAUUAUCUUCAUUUCACCUGUUUUUUAUUGUCAACUGUUACACUUUCAAUGUUCAACUGUGAUCCUCCUUGGCAUGUU